This is a messenger RNA of Triticum aestivum (bread wheat), 2079 nucleotides long. Its product is annotated as cyclin-H1-1. Gene Ontology annotation, biological process: regulation of transcription by RNA polymerase II. Lineage: Eukaryota; Viridiplantae; Streptophyta; Magnoliopsida; Poales; Poaceae. Gene Ontology annotation, molecular function: cyclin-dependent protein serine/threonine kinase regulator activity. The transcript has 14 exons. The record is from RefSeq and is a predicted model, not a curated record. The coding region runs from base 254 to 1252 and encodes 332 amino acids.
CAUAACACCAGACCGGGAGGGUUCUGCUCCCCAACCGGCGCCACCGAAACCCCUUGACGGCCGGACCGCCGCUGCCGCUGCCGCUGCCGCCCGUCGCCGCGCCCCUCCUCGGCGUCCACCGGCAGGACUCCAUAGUAUUACGGCAUCCCCUUCACACCCGCUUCCAUCAGGCGGUGGGCAUCUCGCGGUGUUCACCAGCAGGGGGGAGGGGGGCUCGAUUCGGCUGCUGAGAGCUGAGGGAGGAGCGGCCAAGAUGUCGGAUUUCCAGACCUCCACGCACCGGGAGCGGUGGAUCUUCCAGCCGCAGGACCUGGUGAAUAAGUGGACGACGGCGAACCGGCGUUCAGCGGAGAUCCUCGCCCAAUAUGGGACGACGCGAUUGAAGGUGGACCCUGUUGAUGGCUCGAUAUCGAACCCAGAACCCGUGCCCGACCAUGUUGUUGGGAGCUCGAGUGUGAAGCCUCUAUCCUGCGAAGAGGAGCAAGUGAUGCGGAUAUUUUACGAGCAAAAGAUUCAAGAAGUGUGCAGAGCAUUCAAAUUCCCCCAUAAAAUUCAGGCUACAGCGAUCAUAUAUUUCAAGAGAUUCUAUCUACAGUGGUCUGUAAUGGAGCACCACCCAAAGCAUAUUAUGUUAACUUGUGUAUAUGCUUCUUGCAAAGUGGAAGAAAAUCAUGUUUCUGCUGAGGAACUUGGCAAAGGGAUUCAGCAGGACCACCAGAUCAUUCUAAAUAAUGAGAUGAUUGUUCUGAAAUCUUUAGAUUUUGAUUUGAUCGUUUAUGCUCCAUAUCGUUCUAUCGAAGGAUUUAUUGAUGACAUGGAUGAUUUUUGUAGGGCAGGUAAUGGUGCACACCAACGGUUGAAGGAUUUGCAUCAAACUGCGAAUUCUGAGGUUGACACAAUGAUGUUGACUGAUGCACCUCUUCUCUAUACUCCUGGACAGUUGGCUUUGGCUGCUCUGUACAAGUCCAACAGUGCACUCAGUGUCCUCGAUUUUGAAAGAUACUUGGAAAGUGUUUUUUCAAGGCAACACUUUGAUUGUCCUGUCGAACAAUUUAUUCAGAUAAUCAGUUCAAUCAAUCACCUGGUUAGCCAGCUUCAACUACCUGGUACGAAAGAAAUGAGGCAUGCUGAUCGCAAGCUGAAGCAUUGUUUGGAUCCAAGCUCAAGCUCUCAUGAUGACCACAAGAAGAAAGAAAAGAAGUCAAAGCACAAAUCGAAAAGGACUGCCAGUGAUGCCCAGCUCAACAGCUAGAAAUCGUGCAGUUGGACAGCUGUGCUGUGUAAGAAAUCGUGCAGUUGGUGGCAAGGACUUGUACUGUGCUAGGCGCGUUAGCUGCUUUAUCAUGCAACCAAGUUCUACUCAAGCUCUUCGAUUGAUGCGAUUUCAAUUCCGACUUUAUCCAGCCAUCGGAUCAGUGAUGCUGAGCGGAUCUCCUCACCAGCCUAAGUCUUGGCUAAGGACAGACAGUUUUCGGAUGAGGCGCCUUACUGUAACCUUGCACGUCCUGCGCCAGCGAGUGCUGUGCUUUUUGUAACUCAAUAAUUUUAUUAUUAGGGAGGCUUAAAUCUUGGGCGCGAGGGGAGAGAAACUUUGAGGUGUAAAACAUUAUUACUAGAGUAACUUAGGGCCUGUUUGGUUUCAAAUAAGUCACCAACUUAUAAGUCGAAAAAUGAAAAAAUGACUUAUUUUGCCAAACAGACCCAACUUAUAAGUCACCCCAACUUAUAAGUCAUAAGUUGCUCUACCCCAACUUAAAACUUAUAAGUCACCCCCUUUUGCGUGGGUCCCACCACCUUUACAUUAAAAAACAAGGUGGGAAGGUGUGGUCAGAUGACUUAUAAGUCAGGUGACAAUCAAACAGGCGUGACUUAUAAGUCACUGGUUUUAAGUCACCUGGCUUAUGACUUAUUGGAACCGAACAGGCCCUUAGUUCUCCGGCACAUGGGGAGACAACAUUGAAGGAUAUGCUAUUUUUUGUCUUGGGAGAAUGAUACAAGGCUGGCUUGAUGAUUGUCAGUCACCCUUUGUAUCCUUCGCAUUUAUCCCAAAGACUCCUAAUGCCAAAUUCAGAUGCAUCA